AUGUUCCCUGCCAAGGAAAACCUUGCGUUGGUGUUGCUUCUGGCGACUUUCGUUACCCUCUCGCUAGCCCUCCCGACAGCCAACGAUAAACUGCUGAAUCCCAAGGGGUCCGUAGCGAAAUUAAACACACCAAUCGAUGGCGCCGAGAUCAGACCGAUUGAACGAGCGGGGCGUAUCCUGUUGCCAACUGAUUUUGCCGUGAAAAAGAAAAAGUACUCCAUCGGUAUGCAGGGCGUUGGGACGUUCUUUAACGCAUGGCGUAAUUGCAUUUCCGAGGGUAAAGGAUUGGCCACCAUCGAAAGCGAGGAGGAGCAAAAGUUUUUGGAAUCUAUGCUCGACUCUAUCUCACCACAAACGCGCUACUGGAUUGGGGCGACCAACUUGGGUGCCACCGAUUUCUCAUUGACGUGGAUUACAACGGACUUGCCGGUAGAAACUACACCGUUCUUUUUAGAUUUAACGGCACCCACCUGCAUCAGUCUGGACUCGUCGGGCACUUGGUACAAGAAUGACUGCUACUCUCCACAAUCCACUCUGCCAUACAUUUGUGAGGAGUACUAUUAA
This is a messenger RNA of Anopheles maculipalpis, 564 nucleotides long. Its product is annotated as protein A16-like. Gene Ontology annotation, biological process: biological process involved in interspecies interaction between organisms. Gene Ontology annotation, cellular component: external side of plasma membrane. Gene Ontology annotation, molecular function: carbohydrate binding. The coding region runs from base 1 to 564 and encodes 187 amino acids. NCBI's taxonomy places the organism in Eukaryota, Metazoa, Arthropoda, Insecta, Diptera, Culicidae. The record is from RefSeq and is a predicted model, not a curated record. The transcript is spliced from 3 exons.